AACGAACAAGGUGGGAUUCUCGACGACGAGAUUGGGAGAAUGUUCAUUAGCGGAGAGGAUGGAGGAUGUGGAGAAGCGUCGUCAGAAGCGGGAAGAAGCUUGAAAUGAGGAGGAGACGCAGUAUGCGUGGAUCCAUGGAUUUAGCGGAGAACGGCUUACUAGGGCACGUAUGGGGGGUCAGUUAGAUCAUCAAUUUCGACUCUCGAGGGAGGCGCAUCGGACCUGGUGGGGUGAUUGUAAGGAUAAGGAUUUGGUCUCUAUCAAUCUAUUCUAUCUCUCCCUCUUACAACGUUCACUAACGAUCUACGGACAGCGUCUUAUGGCCAAUUUGAAUCGGCCGCCCUGCGCUCCACUAUGCAAGCCUCUCUCAUGCAUUACACUUGGGGUGCAAUGGUCCUGUGCAAAUUGCAGGGGACAUACUGUGUAUUCGGAUUUUUUGGGAUUGAUGGCUUCAGGGUAAUAUUGAUUGGCGGGGAAACUCACCACGACGUCGGGCUUGAAAACCCCAUUCAUGCCCUUCUUUCUUAUAUGUGUAAUUUUGACUUCGAUGUCAUAGGCGGGGCCAUUCAGCUUCUUAACUUCAAAAGUACCAAUGUCACCCUCGGAGAACUGGUCGGUGAAAUCAAAAGCGAUGAUUCCGUCGGCCGUGGUAUACGUUCCAAAAAACGUGAGCGUAGCAAUGGGAGGGCCACAUCGAGGACGAAAACCCCCGCUGCGCGCCAAAGCCACGAAAAGGUGGCUGCCCUCAGAUUCUGCGAUUGCCGACUCGCCAACGAUUGUAGUAAAAUGGCUAUCGUCCAUGGACAGGCGUUUAGCGUGAUCCAAAGUCUCAAAGGCCAUGUUUUCUUUAUCUUUGCAACCUUUGUCAGCGUCCGGUCCAAGAUAUUUUUGAACGUCAAAAACAUCAGGAAUAUAUUGGACGCUAAUUGCGCCAGACCUUGGGCUAGAUAUUUUGAGAUCACCGGCAUCGGUUACGCGUUACCAGUGACCGUUUGA
Molecule: messenger RNA, 996 nt
Organism: Laccaria bicolor S238N-H82
Lineage: Eukaryota; Fungi; Basidiomycota; Agaricomycetes; Agaricales; Hydnangiaceae
Exons: 6
Coding region: 355-996 (213 amino acids)
Source: RefSeq, a predicted model, not a curated record